AUGGCUUCCACUGGAGAAGAGGGCGCUAAGAAGCUUCAAAGUAACUGCGCAUUCUACGAGGAACUAGAUGAUAUCCUAGGGACACGGGAUGCUAUUAACCCUGCUCGCAUGACCAUAAGUUCUUCAAAGGUCAUUCCAAAGAACAAGUCUCCCUCAGCAGGACCAGUCUCGAAAGAGGGAGAAAACUCAUCAUCAUCCGUGAGUUCUGAUUCUCAGCAGCCUAGCACAAGUUCAGCCUCAGACGAAUCACCACCGAAGUCACAGCAACUCCCACCAAAGACAAAAGGGAAAGCCCCCAAGUGUAAGAGAAAGGGGCCAAAUGACCAAGAUGAAGACCCCUAG
Molecule: messenger RNA, 342 nt
Organism: Porites lobata
Lineage: Eukaryota; Metazoa; Cnidaria; Anthozoa; Scleractinia; Poritidae
Source: the annotation of a GenBank genome assembly